Molecule: messenger RNA, 1640 nt
Organism: Merops nubicus (carmine bee-eater)
Lineage: Eukaryota; Metazoa; Chordata; Aves; Coraciiformes; Meropidae
Gene: ACTR8
Product: ARP8 actin-related protein 8 homolog (yeast)
Exons: 12
Biological process (GO): regulation of DNA-templated transcription; double-strand break repair
Cellular component (GO): Ino80 complex
Source: RefSeq, a predicted model, not a curated record
GGGCUCAACAAGCCUGAAAGUACAGAACAGAGACAAAAUGGCCUUAAAAUGGUGGACCAAGCAAUAUGGUCCAAAAAGAUGUCAAAUGGUGCAAGGCGUAUACCAGUGUCACCUGAUCAGGCCAGGUCGUACAACAGACAGAUGCGGCCAGCUAUUUUAGAUCACAGCUCUGGGGCCAAGUGGACAAACACAUCAAAUCAUCCUGAAUUUCUGGUAGGAGAAGAGGCACUGUAUGUUAAUCCACUAGAUUCUUAUAAUAUCCAUUGGCCUAUUAGAAGAGGGCAGUUGAAUCUCCAUACAGGACCUGGUGGCUCCCUCACUGCAGUAUUAGCAGAUCUUGAAGUCAUAUGGUCACAUGCAAUACAAAAAUACCUGGAAAUACCACUGAAAGACCUAAAGUACUACAGAUGCAUUUUACUUAUUCCAGACAUCUAUAAUAAACAACAUGUGAAAGAACUGGUAAACAUGAUUCUAAUGAAGAUGGGCUUCUCAGGAAUAAUUGUACACCAGGAGUCUGUCUGUGCUACGUUUGGAAGUGGUUUAAGCAGCGCCUGUAUAGUAGAUGUGGGGGACCAGAAGACAAGUGUUUGCUGCGUAGAAGAUGGUGUUUCCCAUCGCAACACCAGGCUCUGCCUUGCAUAUGGAGGAUCUGACGUGUCAAGGUGCUUUUAUUGGCUUAUGCAGCGAGCAGGAUUCCCAUAUAGAGACUGUCAGUUAACUAAUAAGUUGGAUUGUCUGCUGCUUCAGCACUUAAAGGAGACAUUUUGUCAUCUAGACCAGGAUAUUUCUGGAUUGCAAGAUCAUGAGUUCCAGAUUCGUCAUCCAGAUUCUCCAGCAUUGUUAUACCAGUUCCGAUUAGGAGAUGAAAAAUUACAGGCUCCGAUGGCUCUGUUCUAUCCAGCAACUUUUGGAAUUGUUGGACAAAAAAUGACAACUUUGCAACACAGGUCACAAGGUGACCCUGAGGAUCCUCAUGAUGAACAUUAUCUGCUAGCGACACAAAGUAAGCAGGAGCAGUCUGCAAAAGCUACAGCUGAUAGAAAAUCUGUGUCAAAGCCUGGUGCAUUUGAGGGAGACUUGAGAGGCCAAGCCUCAGACAUUUCAGAGAGGAUGUACCCACAAGAAGUGGAACUUGGUUCUUCCCAGAGUGAAUGUAUGAUAUCUGGAAAUGACUCGGAGGAACCUUUAACUGCACACGUGUCCAGGAAAACAGCUAUUUCUCAGUUUGAAGGCAAAGCUUUAGGCCUUGACAAAGCCAUUCUUCAUAGUAUUGACUGCUGUGCAUCUGAUGAUACGAAAAGGAAGAUGUACAGUUCCAUAUUAGUAGUGGGAGGAGGCCUUAUGUUUCAUAAAGCUCAAGAGUUUCUUCAACACCGAAUUCUCAACAAAAUGCCACCUUCUUUUAGAAGAGUUGUUGAAAAUGUUGAAGUUAUCACAAGACCUAAGGAUAUGGAUCCCCGCCUAAUUGCCUGGAAAGGAGGUGCAGUUCUAGCCUGCCUUGAUACAACUCAGGAGCUCUGGAUAUAUCAGCGGGAGUGGCAGCGUUUUGGUGUCAGGAUGUUACGAGAGCGCGCUGCAUUUGUAUGGUAACGGAUAUGUUUACUGUGGAACAUGACUGAGGAUUCCUUCCCUGAAAUGCC